Molecule: messenger RNA, 1445 nt
Organism: Brassica rapa (field mustard)
Lineage: Eukaryota; Viridiplantae; Streptophyta; Magnoliopsida; Brassicales; Brassicaceae
Product: chlorophyll(ide) b reductase NOL, chloroplastic
Biological process (GO): PSII associated light-harvesting complex II catabolic process; chlorophyll catabolic process
Molecular function (GO): chlorophyll(ide) b reductase activity
Source: RefSeq, a predicted model, not a curated record
UAUAUCGCCACGUGGCAUUUUUCUCUAGAGGCGCUUGCUUCCUAAACUCUCUCUCUCUGUUUUCAUCUCUGUUCUUCAGCUUCUCUUCUCUGCAAUGGCUACUUCGAGUGGUUUCCAUAUCUCUUCCUCUCCUUUUCUCAGGCUUCGCUCUUCCUCCGUCGCAUACGCCGCUCAACCUCCGUUUCUCUCCCCUUGUAACGGUCGUUCACUAGCAGAAAGCUUCGGUCUCGCAACUGUAACUGUUUCGCGCCAAAACCUCUCGGUUUCUCCGCCGUCUGCGGUGGUGGAAGCUCGCAUUUCGGGGACAAGAGAGCCGAUGACGCCUCCCUAUAACGUCUUGAUCACUGGCUCGACCAAAGGUAUAGGACAUGCGUUAGCUAGAGAGUUUCUGAAAGCAGGAGACAACGUUGUCAUAUGUUCCAGAUCAGCUGAACGAGUUGAGUCUGUUGUUAAGAGUCUUAAGGAAGAAUAUGGGGAGCAUGUGUGGGGAACUAAGUGUGAUGUUAGAGAAGGGAAGGAUGUGAAGGAUCUUGUAUCUUAUUGUCAGAAGAAUCUUAAAUACAUUGAUAUUUGGAUUAAUAAUGCUGGAUCUAAUGCAUACAGCUUUAAACCUUUGUCUGAGGCCUCUGAUGAGGAUCUUAUUGAAGUUGUGAAAACAAACACUCUUGGGCUGAUGUUAUGUUGCCGAGAGGCAAUGAAUAUGAUGCUGACCCAAUCUCGGGGUGGUCAUAUCUUCAAUAUUGAUGGAGCUGGCUCAGAUGGGAGACCAACACCCAGGUUUGCUGCAUAUGGUGCAACAAAACGGAGUGUUGUUCACCUGACAAAGUCAUUACAAGUAAUAAUGCCAAUGUUGUAUAUCUGUUUUAACUGUCUUUAUUUGACUUGUUUCUUUUCUUUUUUUUUCAAUAGGCAGAGUUGCAGAUGCAAGAUGUCAAAAAUGUUGUGGUACACAAUCUAUCGCCUGGAAUGGUCACAACUGAUCUACUCAUGUCUGGAGCUACAACUAAACAAGUUGGAUGACUUCAUUACACUAAAACAAACAAAAAAUUCUAGAUUCCUUUUCCAAGAGAUUCCUCUAAUACAUUUCUCUAUUGCGCAGGCCAAAUUCUUCAUCAAUGUUUUGGCUGAGCCAGCUGAAGUGGUUGCUGAGUAUCUUGUCCCGAACAUUAGAGCAAUACCAGCUAGUGGAUCUAUGAAGCCGACUUACAUCCGUUUCCUAACCGGAAUCAAAGCCUAUACCAAAAUAUUCUCAAGAGUUGCAUUGGGAGCAAGGAAGAAUAGAUACGUGACUGAAGAGUAGAUAUCGCAGUAGAUCAUCUCUAUAUUUCUUUGUUGACACUGAUCAUGUAUCAUCAACACUAAUUAACAAAAUGUAAAUAAAUACCUCUACAUUUUGUUAUUCACCCAAGUCAACCAAGUUUUUUAAUAAUAAAAAUAAAAAAUCA